CGGGAUGACGGAAGCAGGCAGACGCCCACAGCCCCAGAGGGGCUGCUGGAAAGUGUGUGGGGCAGCUUUCCCUCACAUCUGCUUAAUCUCCUCCUUGGUUAUCUAUGCAAUGUUGGGGGCUCUAAUUUUUUCCUACGUUGAAGGACAAAGAAACUCAGAAAACAGAGAUUAUGACGAGUUUCUGGAGGAUCUUUGGAAAGUCUCUGAAAAGACAGAGGAAAUGAGGAAAGAGCUAUUCAAGAGUGACAUCAAGGAGCAGCUCUACAGUAUUAAAUUAAAAUGGCUUGCUAAACCCAGCGAGUGGUCUUUCUUGGGAUCCCUGUUUUUCUGCUGCACUGUUUUCACCACAGUGGGUUACGGCCACAUAUACCCUAUAACACGCCUCGGAAAAUACCUCUGUAUGUUCUACGCCCUUUUUGGAAUACCUUUAAUGUUCUUGGUUUUGUCUGACGUCGGAGACACCCUAGCAACCAUCCUUUCCACGACUUAUAGUAAAUUCAGGAAAUUUCACUUCCGGAAACUGUGGUCCAGAUUUCCUUGUACGAAGAGAAGACAGUCGAGGUCUGAUCAGGACUCGCUUUUUGUCGCUAUGAGUAAAUCGAGAAGUGUCUCAGAAGAACCAGCACUUCCAACUUCUGGAAGAAGGCAUUCUCUUCAGUGCCAAAAUGAACCGUUGGAGGCAAGGCAUCAGCAAAGCACACUGCAACUCCCAUUCGGAGCUACAGAAAGAUGUAAUUCGUGUCCUGAGCUGGAUCCCGAAGACAUGGUAUUUCCUACCGUAGGAAACAUUGAUGACAUUGGAAGAGAAAUGGAAAAACUAGACGUCCCCAUCGUACUAAUUGUUCUCAUCGUCUUUGCUUACAUCUCUUGUGCGGCCGCGAUUCUGCCCAUUUGGGAAACAGAACUGAAUUUUGAGGAGGCUUUUUACUUUUGCUUUGUGACGCUGACCACGAUUGGGUUUGGGGAUGUCGUUUUGCAGCAUCCAAAUUUUUUCAUGUUCUUCUCAAUAUACAUUGUCAUCGGGAUGGAAAUUGUGUUCAUUGUUUUUAAACUACUCCAGAACCGACUGGUCAAUUUUUAUAAAAAGACCAUGUCAUUUGUUACAAAAGGGAAAAAAUUCUCACCAUUUUGAAAAGUGAAAGUCAUGCCAUCUGAGACCCUAACAGGUAUUUUGCUUUCCCAAGUUGGUUUUGAUAGGAUAUGAGCUGUAUGUAUAUACAACUUUAUCUUAUUGCCAUCUCCUAUACCAAACCACUGAAAGCUAAUGACUGCCCCAGACCAGCAGGCUUGUAACUUUAUGGGCUGCAACUGGCCUAACAAAAACUCAUUAUUUGACCCUACAGCACAGGUUUUGUAGGGACAAAGUCUCACCACUGACUAAUGCACAACUUAUUUUUCAGUGCCUAGUGGAAAACAAAUAUUUCCAUCACACGUGGUUGUACCAGUCACAGACUGAUGGCAGGUAUAGGUUUAUUUAUUCUAUAUUUGUGGUUUUUUUGGACUUACAUUUGUAGUUACCAGUUAUUUCUGUGUUGUCCUGCUACCUCCUAUUAUAUAAUAAUUAGGGUAUUUGUUAAGCAUGAAACUAAAUAUUAAGCACUGUGCUAGAUCCUAGGGUAGGGAAAAGAUGAGCAGCUUGGACCCAUUACCUUCCUCACAUGGGGCUCACAGUCUAACA
This is a messenger RNA of Ornithorhynchus anatinus (platypus), 1678 nucleotides long. It is a transcript of the gene KCNK18, whose product is annotated as potassium two pore domain channel subfamily K member 18. NCBI's taxonomy places the organism in Eukaryota, Metazoa, Chordata, Mammalia, Monotremata, Ornithorhynchidae. The record is from RefSeq and is a predicted model, not a curated record. Gene Ontology annotation, biological process: potassium ion transmembrane transport; stabilization of membrane potential. Gene Ontology annotation, molecular function: potassium ion leak channel activity. The transcript has 3 exons. Bases 5 to 1132 code for a protein of 375 amino acids. Gene Ontology annotation, cellular component: membrane.